Messenger RNA from Strongylocentrotus purpuratus (purple sea urchin), 668 nucleotides. RefSeq lists its product as uncharacterized. The record is from RefSeq and is a predicted model, not a curated record. The coding region runs from base 255 to 668 and encodes 137 amino acids. The transcript has 2 exons. NCBI's taxonomy places the organism in Eukaryota, Metazoa, Echinodermata, Echinoidea, Camarodonta, Strongylocentrotidae.
UAUAGGCUCAAACAUAUCGUAACAAAAUCGUUAUUUGGACGAACCAAACAUCGGAUUUCAACAUUGUUUGUGUCCCAGGUUCAAGGUACACUGUACAGAACAAUAUUUAUCCUGCGAACAUAAUCAGAUGUUAGAAUUUUGGAAAGGAAGUUCGGUUAAAUAUUUAUGUAAAGCUUCUCGGCGAACGUUUCCGGGUUGGAAUAUAAAUCGAGGAAACGAAUUGACAAUAAGACUUAGACGCUACAAGAAUAAAGAUGGCCUCAUCAGCACCAACUCCAACCAAUCAUCCAACGACCACCGAUAAACCGAGCACUCCCGACAUUCUCAUGGAGGUCGAGAUCGCCAUCGGAUUCGUAGCCGUCGCCGUAUUUUGCCUAACCAUCCUCGCCAUCUGCCUCUGUUACAUCAACCGAUCGACGAAACGACAGCUGAAGUGGGUCCAGGAGGAGCUACAGCGGUCCAGGGAGAGGCGUCGAUCAGAGAAGGAGCAGGAGAAGAGGGAUCUCUUCCCGUCCCUUGAUUCUGGAUGUAGCCAGGGUCAGGGAGAGAUUGGCGCUCCGGGCUCAGAUUCUAACCAACAAGCUGACGAUGUGUUCCACCAGCAGUCGACCACUGAAACGCAGACUAGUUACGACAAUCAAGAGUUUCAUCUCUCCGAGGAGGAAUGA